This is a messenger RNA of Ruditapes philippinarum (Manila clam), 674 nucleotides long. RefSeq names its product Golgi-associated plant pathogenesis-related protein 1-like. The transcript is spliced from 5 exons. The record is from RefSeq and is a predicted model, not a curated record. Gene Ontology annotation, cellular component: extracellular region. Bases 116 to 625 code for a protein of 169 amino acids. Lineage: Eukaryota; Metazoa; Mollusca; Bivalvia; Venerida; Veneridae.
UAUAUGUGUAUAAAACCAUGGCUAAUUCAUUGGUGUUGACCAUCGGUUAAGAUUGCUUUGCCACGUAUACAACGAUCUCUCCAACACAUUGUGUGAUUUUAUUAGUAGCGACAACAUGCUAAAACAUUUUCUGACGCUCUGCAUGAUUGCUGUUGCAUUUGGGGCAGUGACAGAGGAGUUUAAAACAUCAUCUAUCAACAAGCACAACGAAUACAGAGCAGCUCACGGUGUUCUAAAUCUUGUAUAUAAUGCUUCACUAAGUGAAUUUGCACAAAAAUACGCCGAUAAAUUAGGUGGAGGCGCCGCAUAUGUACAUAAUCCGGAAAGCAAGGCGAAUGGAUUUGGGGAGAAUUUAUCCUGGUUCAACAAUGCGUCUAAAACUGGAGCACAACACGUGGAAAGUUUGUACACAAACGAAAAAGCAGUUUAUGUUUGGGGAAAAUGGUGUGGUACAUCGGAACCGAAUAUGGCUUAUUAUAAUUAUUUUGGACAUUAUACCCAAAUUGUAUGGAAAAGCACAGUAUCAGUAGGUAUUGGAAAAUCAGGAGGAUAUGUGGUGUACAACUAUUACCCAACCGGAAAUAUACCUGGCCAAUUCAAAGAAAAUGUACCUUGCCCUACAUAAACACAUCCUUCAAAGAAUUAUAUGAAAUAAAAGAAUGUGUAAAACAAAA